GCCGGCAGUGGAGCCGCGAGAGGGCUCGGAGAUGCGACGCGGCACGGAGGGGAGCGAACGAGAGCCUCGGGUCUCAUUCCCCUCCCUCGCCUCGCCACCUUCUCCUCCCCGCGGCCGGGCCGGAACUAUGUGAUCCCGGAAGUUCCGGUGCCAUUGCUGUGUGGGAUAAACAGUAAUGGCGGAGGCUGCAGCUCCCGGAACAACAGCCACAACAGCAGGAGCGGCAGCGGCGGCGGUGGCAGCGGCCUCCCCCACCCCUAUCCCCACAGUCACCUCCCCGUCCCCGGGGGCGGGGGGAGGGGUAGCAGGCAGCGACGGCGGCGGCGGCGGCUGGACUAAGCAGGUCACCUGCAGGUAUUUCAUGCAUGGGGUUUGUAAGGAAGGAGAGAACUGUCGCUACUCGCACGACCUCUCUGACAGUCCAUAUGGUGUAGUGUGCAAGUAUUUUCAGCGAGGGUACUGUAUUUAUGGAGACCGCUGCAGAUACGAACACAGUAAACCAUUGAAACAGGAAGAAGCUACUGCUACAGAUCUAACUGCAAAAUCAUCCCUUGCUGCCUCUUCAAAUCUCUCAUCAGUAAUUGGACCAACUGUUGAAAUGAAUACAGGCGAAGCUGAGUCAAGAAAUUCAAACUUUGCAACUGUAGGAGCAGGUUCAGAAGAUUGGGUGAAUGCCAUUGAGUUUGUUCCUGGGCAGCCCUACUGUGGCCGUACUGCCCCUUCCUGCACUGAGGCACCCCUGCAGGGGUCAGUGAUUAAGGAGGAGUCCGAGAAGGAGCAAACCGCAGUGGAAACAAAGCAGCAGCUCUGCCCCUACGCUGCAGUGGGAGAGUGCCGCUACGGGGAGAACUGUGUGUACCUCCACGGAGACUCGUGUGACAUGUGCGGGCUGCAGGUCCUCCACCCGACGGAUGCCGCCCAGAGGUCACAACAUAUAAAAUCUUGCAUCGAGGCCCACGAGAAGGACAUGGAGCUGUCCUUCGCCGUCCAGCGCAGCAAGGACAUGGUGUGUGGGAUCUGCAUGGAGGUGGUCUAUGAGAAAGCCAGUCCCAGUGAGCGCCGCUUUGGGAUUCUCUCCAACUGCAACCACACCUACUGUCUCAAGUGUAUUCGCAAGUGGAGGAGUGCUAAGCAAUUUGAGAGCAAGAUCAUAAAGUCCUGCCCAGAAUGCCGGAUCACAUCUAACUUUGUCAUUCCAAGUGAGUACUGGGUGGAGGAGAAAGAAGAGAAGCAGAAACUCAUUCAGAAAUACAAGGAGGCAAUGAGCAACAAGGCGUGCAGGUAUUUUGAUGAAGGACGUGGGAGCUGCCCAUUUGGAGGGAACUGUUUUUACAAGCAUGCGUACCCUGAUGGCCGUAGAGAGGAGCCACAGAGACAGAAAGUGGGAACAUCAAGCAGAUACCGGGCCCAACGAAGGAACCACUUCUGGGAGCUCAUUGAGGAAAGAGAGAACAGCCACCCCUUUGAGAACGAUGAAGAAGAGGUGGUCACCUUUGAGCUGGGCGAGAUGUUGCUUAUGCUUUUGGCUGCAGGUGGGGACGACGACCUGACAGACUCUGAAGACGAGUGGGACUUGUUUCAUGAUGAGCUGGAAGAUUUUUAUGACUUGGAUCUAUAGCAACUUUGCGUGGCGUGUGAACUGGUCUGCUGAGCCCCAGACAGUGGCCGUCCCCUGUGGUGGUGUGGCAGCGCCCGUGUCUCUCUCCUAGGCAGGCCUACCAACUCCAGGUGCUGUCGUAAUAAUAUGUUCCCAGGGCCUGUCUUCUCAAUCCCUUGCCUUUACCCCAGGAGUGUGGUGUUCUCCCUGUUUAAAAAAGUUACAAAAAUAAAUCUUAAAGUUAG
Manis pentadactyla (Chinese pangolin) is the source of this 1842-nucleotide messenger RNA. It is a transcript of the gene MKRN1, whose product is annotated as makorin ring finger protein 1. The transcript is spliced from 8 exons. The record is from RefSeq and is a predicted model, not a curated record. Gene Ontology annotation, molecular function: metal ion binding; ubiquitin protein ligase activity. Bases 176 to 1618 code for a protein of 480 amino acids. Gene Ontology annotation, biological process: protein polyubiquitination. Lineage: Eukaryota; Metazoa; Chordata; Mammalia; Pholidota; Manidae.